AUGGAUGGUGCGAGAAGCAAGAGAUUGAUUGUGUCGAUUGAGCUUGUAAGGUUUAUGUGCCAUGACCAUCUUUUGAUUGAGCUAGAUAAGCCUUUGACGGUGAUUUCUGGGCGCAACGGCGCUGGAAAGAGCGCAGUGAUGGCGGCUGUUGGAAUAGUGCUUGGGCAGCGAGCACAGCAUCUUGAGCGUGGAAACAGCAUCAAGGAGCUGAUAAAGAGCAACGAAACAAGUGCAAUGGUGAGGAUUGUACUGGAUAACACCAAAGGAUUCAAAAAGGACUUCUUUGGACAGAGGAUUGUGAUUGAGAGGCGAAUUGGGAUUCGUUCUACAUCAAUGAGCAUUAUGAAUGGAGACCGUAGGGUUUGGUCUAUACGGAGGGAGGAUCUUGAGCUUUUGCUUGAUUUUUUUUCAUUGAGGUUUGAAAAUCCACUGAGCUUUCUUACGCAGGAUCAUGCAAAAAGGUUUUUGAAUGUGAUGCAACCUGAGUCGCUGUAUGAGCUUUUUAUGCGAGGAACAGAGAUUGAUGAAGUCUGCAGGCUGAAUGAAGAGUCGAUGGCGAAAGCAGAUUCAAUAAGAAAGGCUCUUGAGAAUGCGAAGUACGAUCUUGAAGAGAUCUCAAACAGGAUCAAUGAAGAGGAAAGAUGCUUGAGCGUAGCCAAGAACACAAGAGAAAUAGAGCAUUUAAUUAAGGAGAUGGAGGAAGAGAUUGAAUGGGCGCGAAUAGUUCAGAAGAAGAAAGCCACAGAGGAGCUCUAUCAAAAGGUUGUGCACGGACAGCAGGAGCUUGAGGAGUAUGUGCGUGCAAUUGACGGGCUUGAACAUUCGAUUGAGGAAACACGGACGAUGGUUGCUGGGAUUGAAAGCGAAGAUGCAGAAAGGAAGAGGCAAGCAGAUAAAAGAAAGGAAGAGAUUGUCGAUGCUGUUGCAAAGCUGAGAGCAAAAGACAGAGAGAUUUGUAAUGAUUAUGAAGAGAUGAAAGCAGCAAAGGAAUUUAAAGCCAAGAUAGUAUCUGGUUUUGAAAAACAGAAUGGAGUGGUUCUGAAUGAGUGUCCUCUGCUUGAGUCUAAGUAUUCCGAGCUUAUGAUUGAGCAAAAGAGUCUAGAGAGCUCGAUGGAAGCAAGCCUGGAGAAGUAUGAGGAAUGCAAGAAGGCGGCGGUGAUUGAAGAAGAUAUGAGCAAUGAAAGGAAUGCAAAGAUGUUCCAGUUACGAAAGCACAUUGACUUUUAUUCAAGAAGCGACCGAGACAGCUUUUUUGGGCCAGGAAUUAAGGACCUACUUGCUGAGAUCUCAAGAACAAAGUUUAAUCGAAAAGUGAUUGGGCCUAUUGGAUUGAAUAUAAAGCUUAAGGAGCCUGUAUGGGCGAAAGCAGCUAGCAUUAUCCUCAACAACACCCUGACGACAUUUAUUACAACCGAUAAGGAAGACAAGGAAGCUUUGCUGAGAAUUUUCAAGAAGCAUAGGACUAGCUUUCCAGUUUCAAUGCCGUCAUCGAAAGCAGAAAGGAUUUUGGAUUACAAAUCAAAUGCAAAAUACAAGACACUGCUUGAUGUAUUGAGAAUAGACGAGCCAUUGGUGGUGAAUCACCUGAUAAUAACACAGUCAGUUGAGCAAACCAUUCUGGUUGAGAGUCGAAAGAAUGCAUAUGAGACAAUAAGGUCAAGACCGAUGUUUGUUGAAUGCGCAUAUACCAAGGAGGGAGAUAAGAUAAAGAUAGUGGGAGGAGGAUUAUGUGAUUUUGUUACAAGGGGAGUUGAUAGACUGUAUUUUGAAAAUACACAGGAACGGCUUGAAAGAUGCAAGGAGGAGCUUCGAGGACUGGAGAUGCAGAAGGGAGGAGAGGCCAAGAUGAAGUUGAAGAUAGCCGAGGAAGAGGUGGCCAAAGCAAGUGAGAUGAUAGAGAUAUGUAGAAGACGAGGAAGUACAUUAAAGAUUGAGAUUGAGAAUGCCAAGAGGAUGUAUGAGAUACAGUUGGAGGUGGUGCGUGAGGAUGGACUCUAUGAAGAGAUAAGCUGCCUAGAAAAUCAGAUGAAAGUACUUGAAAAAAAGCGGGAUGGAAUAAGAGACGAGAUUGAAAGUCUAAUGAAGGAAGAUGAGGCUAUCCGUGGGUGGAAAAGAAUGAGCACAGUGGAGCUAAAGCAGAUGAUAGAUAGGCAAGUAAGUGAGGCACAUGCUACUAAGAUGAGAAGAAAUGCAUGCAAAGAAGAUGUGCAUGCUCUGAAUGAGGAAUACAAAAGAGAGAAGGAAGCAUAUGAACAAGAAGCGUUAGUGUUGAGUAGCAGUGGAAGGAACGAAAACUCAAUAGUAAGACCAGAAUGUGAGCUUAGAGAGCAAAUAUUUAGUUUGAAAGCACAGCUUGAGAUGUGUAAGAGUUCAAGAGAUGAGUGUGAUGUACAAAAGUCACUUGAGAGCCUUAGAAAGAUGAAGAAGAAGAAAGCCAGCCUGAUUGAUGAAUGCGAAGAGAAGAUGAAUGGAAUUCUUGAUGGUAUCCAAUCAAGAGUAGCCAAAAGAAAUUUGGUUAGAAGUACAAUUGCAGAAAAUGCAUCUGAUGAAUUUGCUAGAACAACCAAGAAUCGAGGAUAUGAGGGAUUCCUUGAGUUUGAUCAUGAAAAAAGAACCUUGGGUGUCAAGAUGAGAGUUCAUGGCAACAAGCAAUCUGGGGCACGGAGUAUGCUUUCUGGAGGUGAAAGAUCGUUUGCAGGGAUUUGCCUACUGCUUUCAUUAUGGGCAUCUUUGCCAUGCCCGGUUAAGAUACUUGAUGAGUUUGAUGUGUUCAUGGAUAGUUUGAAUAGAAAGCAUAUCAUUAAGCUUCUACUGCAGUUUUUCAAGGAACAAGGAUUUCAAGGGAUUCUUAUUACGCCUUUAGGAACCGAAGACUUGUUUGAGGAGUUUUGCGACGUAGUGGUGCUAGAGAAGCCAAGCGGCUGCAGAUGA
Molecule: messenger RNA, 2931 nt
Organism: Ordospora pajunii
Lineage: Eukaryota; Fungi; Microsporidia; Ordosporidae
Exons: 1
Coding region: 1-2931 (976 amino acids)
Biological process (GO): chromosome organization; double-strand break repair via homologous recombination
Cellular component (GO): nucleus; Smc5-Smc6 complex; site of double-strand break
Molecular function (GO): protein binding; damaged DNA binding; ATP binding
Source: RefSeq, a predicted model, not a curated record